AUGGCCAGUAACGGUUCGGCGGUCCCAGCUCCGACCAGCGUACAAGAAGUCGAACAGCUCGUCAAACGCCUCUACGCCCCAGGAAACCCCCGCACGAUCGCACAGGUCGACGACCAGCUCAAACUCCUGCAACAUUCCCCAGAAGGAUGGCAGCUGGCAGACGCCUUACUCGGCAGCAGCGAUGUCAACGUGCGCUUCUUCGGCGCGCUGACAUUCCAGGUCAAACUCAACAAUGAUGGGGCGAGGCUUGAUGCUGAGACGGCGAAGACGGUUGGGAUGAGAUUGGUUUAUUGGACUGUGCAACGCGAUCGUGCUGGAGAGGGAAUGCUAGUUCGAAAGAAACUAUGCGCUUCGCUGGCUACCUACUUCUUGCGAUCUUCUGUGAGAUGGACGAAGCCGCUGUUACAUCUCGCGGUCUCGUUCCAGCAAGGAGAUGCGGUGCCAGAAGAACGACUAUCAGCUUCACACGAUGCCAUUGAUCAAACCCUUCCGACUUUGACAGAUUCACAGCUUGCCACUCUUCUAUGGCUUUCCGGUUCAUUAGCGACAGAAGCAGCGAAGACCGACAGUACCACACCUGAGAACAUGCAACUGCACACGUUGAUGGAAGAUAUGGUUGCAAGCGCAAGCAAGAUCAUCCGCCACGCAUCGAAACGUCCAGACACAGCACAAGGAGGCAAACUUCGAGCAGAAAGUCUCGCUUGUUUCUUGAACUGGGUCAACUACGCUCAGCCAAUGUGGCAUGCUCAGCAGGAAUCCCUGAACCACUUACGAAAUCUGGUAGAGGAUCUGGCACCAAUGUUGACCGAGGACUCGCCUCAAAGUGAGGCUAUGGACGUCUUCAGGGACAUUCUCGAGAGCUUCACGACUUUCUUCAAGCCUCAACAUAUGCAACUUCUGGCCAAUAUCAUCAACCAGUUUGCCGCACCGAAGAUGCUGCAAUUGCUGCAGGAUAAGGAGCCUGAGGUCAUUCCAGUGGCACAGCUCAUCAUCGCGUACGGUAUCGCCAACAUCCAGCAAGUCGUUGAGGAGCCCGAAAACGAAUAUGGAUCGCGGAACAUCGUCCGGCUACUGUUGGCUAUCUUCGAAGCUCCGGGCUAUCCUGGUGAUGACGACGAAGUCUCUAUACACAACAUAGAGUUCUGGAAUACCUACAUUGAGUACGUCAACGAAGCGAUGUACUCACGAACGACGGACCAGCCACCUCCUACUUGGCUGGAGCAUGACAAAGCUGUCUGCAUGCAACUGUCAAAAUUGAUCCAGAACAAACUCGUCACGCCGCCACCAGACAUUGCACAAGGAUGGACGGAUGCAGAGGCGGACGCUUUCAAAGAGUUUCGUGUGGACGCCUCAGAUCUCAUGCUCUCGAUCUAUGUUCGGCUGGGUAACGAAAUGCUGCAGCAGUUCAUCACGCUAGCUCUCACCUCACUGGCCGCCAAAGACUGGCAGAACCUCGAGGCAACCUUGUUCUGCAUCAACACGCUCUCUGAUAAUGUCUUGGAAGAUGCCACUGCAGAACAGCUACUCAUUCAGAUAUUCAGCUCGAGCUUAUUUCGUGAUAUCGCGGAUUUCAACCAGCCUAUUCCAACUCAAACACGGAGAACUGCGAUCGACACACUGGGAACAUACGGCCAAUACAUCGAACGCCAUGCCGAGUUCCUGCCAGACACACUUCGCUUCCUUUUCGCCUCGCUCGAGACUUUCGGCCUCUUCAUGAGCGCUGCCAAGUCGAUUGAAGCCCUUUGCUCCACGUGCCGAAACAGUCUGACAGGCGAGCUGGAUGGCUUCCUGGCGCAGUACAAUCGCUUUGCCCAAGGCGAGACAAGCGAGCCGUACACGAAUGAAAAAGUCAUUGGCGCCAUCGCUGCCAUCGUGCAAGCUGUAACCCCCGAAAGUGCGAAAGUGUCGCCACUAUCUGCGCUGUUGGACAUUGUCGAUGGCAACAUAACACGAGCACAACAGCUCAUCAAGCGAGGCCAGAUGGAAGACGCAGAGGCAUACGGCGUAUCAGCGAUCGAGUGCCUUGUCAGAAUCGGUAAAGGGUUGCAAGUGCCUGACGACGUUCCCAUCGACUUGUACGAGGACGAACCGCCGAAAAAGAACGAACAGAGCUUCUGGCGAACACAGGAAGGUCAGGCAGUCCAGCACAGGAUUUUGGGUAUCUGCCAGACUGUGCUUCUGCUACUUCCCGAUUCAGGGGAAGUGGUCGAUGGGGUCUGCAACGUCCUCAAGGCUGGAUUCACCGAAACAGAACCUGGACCAUUCGUCUUCCCUCCUGAGAUGACGGUCAGCUUCCUCGAACAAUGCACCAUCAGCACACCUCACCUCGAAUCUGUCCUCUCCAUGAUCUGCACCCUCCUCGUCCAAUACUCCCGACGAGACCAACCACGAAUCGACGCCGAAGUCGCCCGCAUCUACAAACACACCGUCACCUACAUCCAAGCCCUCGGCGAACCCUCCCAAGACCCAGGCAUCGCGCAAAGCUGCAUCGACGUCUUCAACCGCAUGUCCACCCGCUACAUCAACGUCCUCCUCGACACAACCUCCACGGGCGACUCGGUCCAACCCAUCCUCGACUUCGCCCUCAAAGCCCUCGACGGCCCGGACCUCAUGCCCAAACGAUCCGCCGCAGACUUCUGGGCGCGCAUGGUCCGUCCACCGGAGAACGCCACCGAUGAGACGGUCAUCACCCGCGCCGGCCAUGUCAUAUCCGCCUACGGCCCUGCGCUCAGCCAAGCACUCAUCAACCAGAUCACCGGCCGCGCGCAACGCUCCGAGCUCGAUCAGCUCUGCGAGCCGCUCAAGGCGCUCACGACGAACCGCGCUCCGACGAAGGCGUGGUUGGAGGCGGCAUUGUUCAGUGAAAGUUUGCCGCCGAUUGCGAAUGGGAGUGUCGGGGAUGCGGAUAAGAGGCGGUUUGUGCAGCAGGUCGUCGGGUUGAGGGGGGAGAGUCGGAGGACGAGGGACGUGGUGAAGAAUUUUUAUGUGGCGUGUCGGGGGACGGUGGUUAGCUAUUGA
Molecule: messenger RNA, 3018 nt
Organism: Zasmidium cellare ATCC 36951
Lineage: Eukaryota; Fungi; Ascomycota; Dothideomycetes; Mycosphaerellales; Mycosphaerellaceae
Exons: 4
Coding region: 1-3018 (1005 amino acids)
Biological process (GO): protein import into nucleus
Cellular component (GO): cytoplasm; nuclear membrane
Source: RefSeq, a predicted model, not a curated record